This is a messenger RNA of Fusarium fujikuroi IMI 58289, 1257 nucleotides long. RefSeq lists its product as uncharacterized. The transcript has a single exon. Bases 1 to 1257 code for a protein of 418 amino acids. The record is from RefSeq and is a predicted model, not a curated record. NCBI's taxonomy places the organism in Eukaryota, Fungi, Ascomycota, Sordariomycetes, Hypocreales, Nectriaceae.
AUGGCUCCAGAUACUUUUCCAAAAUUCCUCCAACUCCCCAAAGAGAUUCAGAUUCUCAUCUGGGAAGCCGCAGUCUGCCCAGUUCCGGGCGAUCGCCACGUUCACCGAUUCUAUAUCGCCGACUAUCGUGUUCUCCAGCCAACUCCCAUGAAACCGAUACAAGGGAGAUUUCUUCGCUUGCUACGCACCAAGAAGUUCGAAUACGAGUCUAUGAACAUUGCUCCAGGGCUUUCACUAGCUGUCCCAAUUGAUGAUGUUGCGGGCAACCCAAAUGACUCCGUCUACCUGACAGACAGCUCUCUCUGGACUAUUUGCAAGGAAUCACGUCAGGCGAUGGAAAGACGUUUCGGUAAGAAUGAAUGGUGGUCACACGUCAAGUCUCCCUUCCACCCAAAACGUACCACAGAGCCAGGCCAAUAUAUCGGCCAAAAAGGUGCCACUCAUACGGCAUCUUACCAAGAAAACGAUGGUGUCGUCAAGCAUAUCACAGUAGAUUUCGACAACGAUCUCAUCCAUCUUGAUCCUCGAUGGCUUAGCCAUGUGGAUUGGUGGCAUGUUAGCCCAAGCGUCUUUCUAUCUCUAUUUGACGAAGGCCCCUCCCAUGAAAGAUCAGGAUUCAGCUUCGUAGGGAGCAACAUUGCGAUGGAUUAUGACCCCUCGAUUAUGGAUACACUCAAGAACCGCAGGGUUCACUACAACCAGAUAGGAUUGGGGAUGACCCGUGGAGCUUUUCAAGACAUGAUCAGUUAUUUCCUUGACGUUGCCAAGCUCACGAUUUGGUACAUCGAUUACAGCUUGAUACGGGCACAGCAUUUCCCAAGAAUUUCAGAAGGGAGAAGAGGACAGCAAAAUAGGAACACGGAUACCCCAAGGGAGAUAUUCCGUUCAAAUGAUUUCAUCUACACGGAAGUCAAAAGAGAAGACAUCGGUACCGCGUGGUUCGUAAGCAACGGCGACGAUGAAGCCGACUGUGGCGAGACAGAGACUGCUUUUGACAUGUUUGACAUUCUAUCACUAGACGGUGCCCUAUCACUCGGCGAUGAUGAUCUUGGUCAUUUUCGGGUUCUAGCUUGUGAACCAGUGGUUGGAAGAAUGACUCGACCGCGUACACCGUGGGCACGGAGAUGCGUUGGUGAUGAGACCUGCGAGACUUGUUAUCCCGACAAGAUUGUGCCUCGUGUGCCACCGUCAACUAUAAGACGAAACUCGGAAACUUCAUCAGAUAUUUCCAGCUCAGACUUGAAUUUAUUUGAUUGA